Messenger RNA from Daldinia decipiens, 910 nucleotides. RefSeq lists its product as uncharacterized. NCBI's taxonomy places the organism in Eukaryota, Fungi, Ascomycota, Sordariomycetes, Xylariales, Hypoxylaceae. The coding region runs from base 156 to 380 and encodes 74 amino acids. The transcript has 3 exons. The record is from RefSeq and is a predicted model, not a curated record. Gene Ontology annotation, cellular component: mitochondrial inner membrane. Gene Ontology annotation, biological process: mitochondrial respiratory chain complex IV assembly.
CUUAAGCCGCCGCAUCGUCAGACCAAGAUUUGCUAAUACAGCAUUUAAAGCAUUCUUCUACCUACAAUGCGCCUAACUUCUCAACUUCAACCUUUUCUUUAAUACCGUAUUGCACAUAAGAGGAAACACGCCCGACUGGGCAAAGAAAUCAUAAAAUGGCUGCUGGAUUCGGAAGCUCCUCAUACUACGAUAGACGGUUCAGACAAUCCCCCGCCCUCAUUCGAGCACGACGACCUUACCUCUUCAAGAAUGCCGUUGUUGGGUCUGCCGUAGCGGCGUUUGCAGUUGGCGUUUAUGUAUACACCAUCAACGUCAUCGGACAGGACGAGUUCGAAGAUGUAAAGGUCCCUAGCGCCCCGAGUCAACCCGAGAAUAAAUAAGUACAAGUGGUCUAUCAUUGGACAUAAUGCUAUCAAGGGAAUAGGAAGGCAUAAGAGAAGUCCACGAAAUAUACGGUUAGUCGGCUUCAGCAUCGGCAUCGGAGAUAAUGUCUAUAAAGUCGGGACUACGUUUUCCAUUUCAAGAAAGGGGUUGUAAAUGAAUAUACACUAUGUGGUAUCGCGGCUUAUGUCGAGCCUAUGAACGAACGACGAGCCCCCCUUAAACGCCAGAAUGUGUGUCUAUAAGAGACAAUCCGAACAACAUGUAUCAUAGAGAUCUUCCCAUUCUCUACAGUCCUUUUGAAGACGCCACCCGCUAGCAACGCAACAUACCGCAAACAUGAUAAGAUCACUUCCGUACACCAGUUGGAAGCCUCUAUUGUAAGCCGUAACGCCAAAUGCAAAACAUAUGCACAGGGUAUAACGUCCCUAUUUCCUAUCUCGCAAGAUUAUUCAACCCAACGAUAUACAGCAUUGCUGGCCACCCGACUAAUUAGUCCCGAAUGUGCGCCAUGCUCUGCCCACCCGUG